CAAAAACCAUCGAAUCACAAUCCUCCAUCAAUUUUUCUCUUCCUUUGUUGUUUUUGGCACUUUGUCCAAGGCGACCCUCUCUUCCUUUCAAAGAUUUUUAUUCAUUCAUUCCUUGAAGCUCUUUGCUUUCCCUUUUUAAUCACUCUCCACUCACCAAUCUUUUUUUCUCUUGCUUUCUUUAAUUUCUUGCUCGCUCAUACAUCACCCCCAAAUAAAGCUCCAAAGUAGACCAAACCCAUAGCUAAUAAUAGCUUUCCCAUUUUUUUCACAAAACCCCAAUCCCAAGCUUCUCUGUAUUCAGCUUUUCACCUCCUCCAUAGCCUACCCUGCGACCUCUGCAGCUCAAAACCCAGUCUUGUGAACUCUUUUUUGAGUUUUGUUUCUUGUUUCAGAUCUUGGGUUUGUCUGUUGUGAAUUCUUAUUGUUAUUGCACACUUUUUGCAUUGUUUAGUUUAUGAUUAUCAUUGAUGUUUUUGGGUUUUUCUAGGAUUUUGUUUGAUUUUGAAAAGGUGGGUGUUUUUUUAGGUAGAUUCCUCAGGCUGGGGAGGUGGGUGUAUAGUGAAAAAAGGUAUUCUGAUUCCCUCAAAACAAAAAAAAAAAAAGAUUCUUGAUUUAACACACUGAUAAUGCCAUUGUAAAGCUUACACCUUUCAACAUUUCCCUUUCAUUCUCUGCUCUUAUCCAUGAAAAAAAUUCUUGAAUUGUUAUUAUAGUUUCUGGAGAAUAAAAAGUUUGAGUCUUUUUUGGUUUUGGUGGAGUGGGUGAUGGAGAUUCUGUCACCAUCUUCUUCCUCUUACCUAUCAAACUCGAGCUGGAUUGUUGAAGAAAGCAAUAAGAGCACAAAAUGGACCCCCGCGGAGAACAAAGCGUUCGAGAAUGCCCUGGCUUUGUACGACAAGGACACGCCGGACCGGUGGGAGAAAGUGGCGGAAAUGGUGCCGGGGAAGACGGUGGGGGAUGUGAUUCGGCAGUAUAAGGAAUUGGAAGAUGAUGUUAGUAGCAUAGAAGCUGGGUUAAUGGACUUGCCUGUUCCGGUUUAUGCUAGUUCUUCUUCGUCUCUUUCUCCUUCGCCUUUCACUCUAGAUUGGGGGAAUAGCCGUGGGUUUGACGCGCCGCGGCAGGGCUUUGCCGGCGCCGGCGGAGGGAAGAGACCGUCGGCUAAUAGGACGCCGGAGCAAGAACGGAAGAAGGGCGUUCCCUGGACUGAGGAAGAACACAGGUUAUUCUUAAUGGGGCUAAAGAAGUAUGGAAAAGGGGAUUGGAGAAACAUUUCAAGGAAUUUUGUGAUUACCAGAACACCAACCCAAGUUGCCAGCCAUGCCCAGAAAUAUUUCAUCAGACAGCUUUCAGGGGGAAAAGACAAGAGGAGAGCCAGCAUCCAUGACAUUACAACUGUCAACCUUAACGACAACAAUCAAACCCCUUCACCGGACAGCAACAACAACGUUAACAACAAGCCGCCAUCGCCCGAUGGCGCCGCCACCGUGCAUUCGCAGCACAAAAUGCCCUUCCAGUGGAGCCAUCAGGUGAGCAAUGGGGCAGUCAUGGGGAGUUUCAGCACAGCUCAGCCCAACUUUUUCGCCCCGUCGCCCUAUGGAUUCGGGUCUUAUGGGAUGAACAAAGUGCAGAAUCAUGAAAUUUACUUUGGACAACAAAACAUGGCUUUGCAGAUACAAUCAGCACAGCAGUUUCAUCCUGCUUGAGUUCAUGCCAUGUUGUCCUAGAAUGCUUGUUGGUUUCAAUUUUAUUACAACCUUAAUUAACUCUGUUUCUGCUU
This is a messenger RNA of Ipomoea triloba (trilobed morning glory), 1777 nucleotides long. Its product is annotated as transcription factor DIVARICATA-like. The record is from RefSeq and is a predicted model, not a curated record. NCBI's taxonomy places the organism in Eukaryota, Viridiplantae, Streptophyta, Magnoliopsida, Solanales, Convolvulaceae. The coding region runs from base 765 to 1703 and encodes 312 amino acids. The transcript has 2 exons. Gene Ontology annotation, molecular function: DNA binding.